Molecule: messenger RNA, 658 nt
Organism: Brassica napus (rape)
Lineage: Eukaryota; Viridiplantae; Streptophyta; Magnoliopsida; Brassicales; Brassicaceae
Product: small nuclear ribonucleoprotein E
Exons: 6
Coding region: 58-324 (88 amino acids)
Biological process (GO): spliceosomal snRNP assembly; mRNA splicing, via spliceosome
Cellular component (GO): U4 snRNP; U4/U6 x U5 tri-snRNP complex; U1 snRNP
Molecular function (GO): RNA binding
Source: RefSeq, a predicted model, not a curated record
CCCCCCCCCCCCCCCCCCCCCGAAGCGCUGAGAGAGAGAAUUGAAACGUCGGCAGCGAUGGCGAGCACCAAAGUUCAGAGGAUUAUGACCCAACCUAUCAACUUGAUUUUUAGGUUUCUUCAAAGUAAAGCUAGGAUCCAGAUUUGGCUUUUUGAGCAGAAAGAUCUGAGGAUUGAAGGAAGGAUUACUGGUUUUGACGAGUACAUGAACCUUGUGUUGGAUGAAGCUGAAGAAGUGAGCAUCAAGAAGAACACCAGGAAACCACUUGGGAGGAUUCUACUCAAAGGAGACAACAUAACUCUGAUGAUGAACACGGGAAAGUAAUGUCUGUUCUCCACAAACUCUCUCUAGAUGAUUAGUGGAUUCGACUGUCUCCAAAGCUUUUGCUAAAUAUAUGUUGAGUUGAGUUCUUCUUCAGUUAACUGAUAAUGCCUUCUUCUCUUCAUGAUCGUGUAAUAAUAUUGCAAUGUAGUGACAAGUUUGAAAAAUUAUGGAACUUGGUUGAAUCUUAUGGAUGGUAUUGUCCCUUUUGGUUUGAUGUAAUGUGGAGUCCUCGUAGGUUUUCAAAAACAAAAGUGGAGUUUUUAUAUUACAAUUUGAUAAAAACGAUAUUUGUUGCAACUUUUUUUCAGAUGAAAAAUUUAACCAGUUUGAUUUA